AUGGCUGCUCUCAUCGCAGAAAAUUUUAAGUUCAUCUCCCUCUUCUUCAAAAGCAAAGAUGUGGUGAUUUUUAACGGUCUGAUCGCCCUGGGCACCGUGGCCAGUCAGACAGCGUACAAUGUCUUUGCCUUUCACUGCCCCUGCUCACCAGAGAGGAAUUACCUGUAUGGUCUGGCAGCCAUCGGAGCACCAGCCCUGGCCUUCUUCAUCGUCGGAGUUAUGCUAAACAGGAACACCUGGGACCUUUUGUCAGAGUGCCGGCUCAGAAAAUGCCGGAAACUUUCUGGCACGGCUGCUUUCGCUCUGUUGAGGUCCGUCUUCGGCCGAGCGAUCGUCGCCCCGGUAACCUGGACGGUGCUCUCGCUCCUGCGAGGGGAAGCCUACGUCUGUGCCCUCAGUGAGUUUGUUGACCCUUUGUCUUUGGACGGCUUUCCCACCUCUAAUCAGAGCUCCAAGGUCCUGGCCCGGUUCCCCUGUCAGGACGUCCCGUCGGACCUGCAGCGAUUCUGGGGUGAAAUUGAGCGUCGGCUUAAAUAUGAAUCCCAGCUCCUGGGCUGGCUCCUGGUCGGGCUGAUCUCUCUCGGUGCGUUCCUGCUGCUGUGUCUGAAACGCUGCUGCUCUCCCCUCGGCUACCAGCAGGAGGCAUACUGGUCCCAGUUUCGUUCCAGUGAGAGCUCUCUCUUCCAGCGCACAGCGGCCGCUCACGCCAAGAUCCUGGCCGCCGAGAAUGUACGAAGCUUUUUUGGCUUCGUGGCCUUAGACCGUGAGGAGAAGGAGCUGCUGGAAGAAUGCCAAGGUGCUAAGAGUGUGAUUCCCAGUGUGGAGUGGAACCGCAUCACUGGGCUUUAUCUGUACAGAGAAAACAAAGGCACUCCGCUGUACAGCCGACUCAACAAAUGGGCAAAAUACACAAUGGAGAACAAUACUGAGGCCAUAGAGAAAGAGAUGGACAUACUGAACUGCUAG
This is a messenger RNA of Chanos chanos (milkfish), 966 nucleotides long. RefSeq names its product calcium homeostasis modulator protein 2-like. Gene Ontology annotation, cellular component: plasma membrane. The transcript is spliced from 2 exons. Gene Ontology annotation, molecular function: monoatomic cation channel activity. The coding region runs from base 1 to 966 and encodes 321 amino acids. NCBI's taxonomy places the organism in Eukaryota, Metazoa, Chordata, Actinopteri, Gonorynchiformes, Chanidae. The record is from RefSeq and is a predicted model, not a curated record.